UUUAUGUCUACAGACUCUGAACUUCGGUGAAGUUGUAAGCUCGAUCUUAAUUUAGGAUAUCGUAAAAUUUUAUGUAUGUAGGUUCGUCAGUUUGCGUAUUUGCUGAAUAACGGUCGACCCAAAUUGUUUGAUUGUUAGAAUUAAACCCGAAUAGUUCGACGAAUUCAUUUGCGCAGUUACCAUUACACAGGUCUGAUGCUGCAGGGUGGCAUAUCAGUCUAAAUGUAGUUUGUUUAACUAAGGUGCUCGAGUCAACAGAACACCGUGCGGGUUGCUUUAUUAUGUAGCCACAAAUAUUGACGUAGGAUGGUCCCCGCACAGAUAAGGCACAGAAACAACAAGUAAUUGAAGAUACUAUCUAUAGGGAAGCGACGGUUGAGUUUGUAUCACUGAUUACAAGUACUCUGUUAAAACGUUCUCAUGUUUACUCGAGUCAUUAUCGAAGACACGAAGUUUCCGUGGAUCGGGCUGACCGACCACAAAUCCUCGGCAUUCCAGUAAUCUAUGAAGCUGCAAUAAUAGAUAAUGUAGUAAAAUUGCAGUUUGCGCGUGCGAACACGCAUCAUCUGUCCAUCAGAGUCGGGGAAUACGACAGGUAUCGUUUAUGGUAAGUAGUCAGCUAAAUGUACACGCGGCUAUUAUCUCCUGAGCGCAGUAAAGAAGUCCCGUACCUGUCUGCCUGAUUGUAAGAUGUUUGGUUUGGUUCACAUUUCGGCGAAAUGUGAGUCUUCUCAUAUUUUUUUAAGCGACAGGUGAGCUGCGAGAGCGGGACAGCGGGCGCGGCGGCGGGCGCGCUGUGAGCCGCGUACGAAAGCUCGGGGAGCGAGUGUGCACGAGAUAGUGUUGCGGCGGCUCGACCGGGGGCCGAUCGCGUCGCGUGCUGUGUCUCCGCACAACUUGAAACGUCAAAAACUUUACGUAAAUAUUUAAACCACCUGUGGUUGUUGAGAUAAAACUGUUUAUAAUAUAUGUGUGUUUUUGCGACUUUGUAGCUCUCGCUAUAAGUUAAUUUAGUUUAUAUAUCAGAGCAAUUCUGAUAGAAAUAAUAUCGUGUAUUCAGUUUUGUGGAAAGCAUCGUAUCGAGUGCAUGCCAGGAAGAUCCUGUUGCACCUUUAAUAACGUUGGUGUACAAAAAUGGUAAUACGGUGCGCGAGGCACGGUUCCGCGUCAAUAGCUCACAUAGCGACAUACCGACGAUAACUUAAAAGAAACUUGAUACCCAGCACCUUAUACAUCUUACAGCAAAUAAACCAAUAUGAAUUUAAAGUUCAUAUCAUUCCUGUUAACUUGGAAUUUUAUAUUAAUAUCAGCUAGACGAGACUCGUUUGAAGACGAAGAGACUUCGAGAUCCAGAGAGAUACGGAACAGAGAGAACAACCGAAAUAGGACCACGUUCAAUGGAACUCUUACUGAUUUACCUGAGAGGAGGAAUCUCAGACACAAGAACAGUUCAAGAUACAGAGGAGACAGGCGGAGGUGGGACAGAGAACACGAGAAUAGAAGAGAUCGGCGAAAAGGAACUGACGCACAUUCCCUCGAAGACAGCGCCAACAGGACUAUAGAACCCUACAGCUUGAAAAGAGAUGAAAAGUCACGGAGAACUGACAAACACUGGAACAGGAGCAGCGUCGAGAAGCCUUGGAACACAGCUCGGAGGCCGAUGAGCCAGAGCAAAGUACAAGAAAGAUCGCAUUUGCCAAUAAGGGAGAAUUUCACAAGGUCCAAACUGAAGACGGCAAACAAAUGGCAAACUGGCGGCUACAUACCGUACCCGCAGCCGAGGGAGAGGAAGCCGAACAUAAUAUUAAUCCUGACUGAUGACCAGGACGUCGAGUUGGGGAGCUUGAACUUCAUGCCGAGAACAAUGAAAGCCAUUAGGAGCGCCGGCGCGGAGUUCCGUCAUGCUUACACCACCACGCCCAUGUGCUGCCCGUCGAGGAGUUCGUUGUUGACCGGUGUGUACGUCCACAACCACAACGUGUACACCAAUAAUGACAACUGCUCGUCGCCGAUGUGGCAGGCCACGCAUGAGACCAACACCUUCGCCACAUACCUCUCAAACGCCGGAUACCGAACUGGUUACUUCGGGAAGUACUUGAACAAGUACAAUGGGUCCUACAUCCCGCCCGGCUGGCGCGAGUGGGGGGGACUCAUCAUGAACUCCAAGUACUACAACUACAGCAUCAAUAUGAACGGCAAGAAGAUUAAGCAUGGUGAUGAUUAUCAUAAGGAUUACUACCCCGACUUGAUAGCCAACGACUCGAUCGCGUUCCUGCGCUCGUCCAAGCGCCGGUUCUCCCGCAAGCCGGUGCUGCUGGUGAUGUCGUUCCCCGCUCCUCACGGACCCGAGGACUCCGCCCCGCAGUACUCCCAUCUCUUCUUCAAUGUUACUACACAUCACACACCGACUUACGACAUGGCGCCAAAUCCUGACAAGCAAUGGAUUCUCCGAGUGACUGACAAGAUGAAGCCGAUACAUCGUCAGUUUACCGACUUGCUUAUGACCAAGAGACUUCAGACGCUGCAGAGUGUCGACAUGGCUGUAGAACGCGUGUAUCAAGAGUUAAAAGCGUUGGGUGAACUUGACAACACGUAUCUAGUUUACACAUCCGAUCAUGGCUACCACUUGGGGCAGUUUGGUUUAGUCAAAGGAAAGAGUUUCCCCUUUGAGUUCGAUAUAAGAGUGCCUUUCCUCGUCAGAGGACCUGGAGUGGAACCUGGCACAGUUGUAGACGACAUAGUCCUGAACAUCGACUUGGCCCCAACGUUCUUGGACAUGGGUGGCGUGGAGCCGCCCGCGCAUAUGGACGGGCGCUCGCUGCUACCGCUGCUGCAGCCGCGACGCCGACGCCACGCAGCCGCGCACUGGCCUGACACGUUCCUAGUCGAAAGUUCUGGCCGGCGCGACAUGCCAGGCCUGGGCCACCGCUCCAGGGAGAACAAGUACAGUCGCGAGAUGAACGAGAACAGAGCAACCACGUCCCCCCCACAGUCCUCGGAGAGCGGCGACUUUGAUGAAGAUACGGACGAUGAUGACUUCCUGGAGCCUGAUGAUGACGACGACGAUGAAAGUUCGGAGAGUGACACCAGCGAAAGGAAGUUAUCUGAACCGCUGAUAACAAAUGAAAGUCACAACCCACUGCUGGAGGCGAGUCUGGAGAAGGCUCUCGACGCGCAAGAGCAGCCCAACUACCUCACUCCUGAGAACAAACUCUUCGAACUAGCGGACGCGAGUGUGGUGGAGGGCAAGGCGGCGCGCAUCGCCGCGGACUGCUCGAAGGCGGAGCUGCGCGCGCCCUGCUCCGCCGGCAGGAAGUGGAAGUGUGUGCUCGUCAACGGAAGGUGGCGACGGCAUAAGUGCAGAUACGAGUCUGAAUUAAACCUGCCUCAGUCAAAGAUGAGCACGAAGAAAUGUGCCUGCUUCACCCCCAGCGGUCUUGUCUAUACAAGGUUGGAAACUGAUGGAACUAUAGCAAGACGCCUUGCUGAAGUCUCGAAAGGAAACAGUACCCGCAGUCGAAGAUCUAUAGACAAUGAAGUGUACGAACCAAACACAGUCGAUAGUAUUCUAAAAGAAAACCCAAGCAUUGGACACUUGAGCUUUAAGAACGAACCUAUUGACGAACUAGAGAGUAGGAACACUAAGGAUAAAAUUGAUAAACUUAUAAAAGAAACGGAAGCAUUUCUUGAGGCUUAUGAACGUACCAAAGAUAAUAUAAAUCAUAAGAGAAUAAAACGUAGGGCUCAGCACUGGAGCCAUAAUAAACAUAAGAAAAACGACGCUAUCGUCAACAGCAAUGAAUCUUCUUUAGAAUGUAAGAUAGAAAAGGAUGGAAGAGUCAACUGUUCACAAAUAAUCUAUAACGACCUUAAAGCAUGGCACACUAACAGAUUAAGCUUAGAAGAUCAAAUAAGACAGUUACGGACGAAACUAGAAGAUCUAAAGGAAAUAAAGAGACAUUUAAAGACUGCUAAACCACUUGUAACAGAGACUCAACCACAAACCGUUCAUCCCACAUUUAUUAAUAAUCAUUUAUUCAAUAAGAGUUUAACGCACGAGCACAAUAGUUCAAAAGAACAUUUAAGGAAAGGAAGAUUUCAUAGGUUAAAACCGAAACACAGGAAUGUUACUACUACAGAGAAAAAGUUGAAACAGUCCAAUGAAUAUGUGGUGCCUACAGUAAAUGCACAAACCAAAGACGAAAUAAUUGAAAUACAAUUGAAAAACGAAACUAGUACUGAGGCUCCUACGAUACCGACACUGAAUAUAACAAACGAAGUAAUUGGAACUGUUAAUACUACCGCAUCUGAAAUUGAAAUACCAAAACCUCAGGUCACUACCAUAGUUAUUGAAGGAAACUAUUUAGAUCAAAAUACUUUAGACAAUGAUAAAACUACCGUACCAAGUAUAAUUACGACUACCGAUUCUAUUGUCACCACUGAAUUUACAAGGCAUGUGGAUGUCACAACGAAACGUAUACCUGAAGAAAACAGUACGGACCAAGGGUACUUCUCCCAUAAUGUCAAUUUCUUUAGCGCUGCUAUUGACAGAAUCCUUUCAACUGAGAAAGAAGGAAGUAGUACAACUAAGCAGACAACUGCAGAGACCACCACAACGAGUAGACCUACAACUUUGAGGGCGACUACCGCUGCGCCUUUAAGUCUGGGUCCAACGAGACUCGAUGCCUCUGAAUAUGAACAAAGAAAUCCUAACAAGGCGACUUCAAAGAACUUGGGCAUCUUUGAUAAGCCUGUUGAUGUCUUCCAGAGAAGACUCCACCCGCUAUUCAUUGAAAAUGAAGACAAACAUGUUUGUUACUGCGAGGAAAACCGAAAAAUGAGAGGCCCUGCACACAGCUACUUGGAGGCGGCGCAGAAGGUGAGAGAAGAACAGCGAAAACGAAAAGCACAACUGCUGCAGAAGAAAUUGAGAAAAGCAAGAAAGCGGGCGGAAUUGGAGAAGCUUUGCGAGUCUGAGCGUAUGAACUGCUACCGGCACGAUAACGACCACUGGCGGACGGCGCCAUUUUGGACAGCGGGGCCAUUCUGCUUCUGCAUGAGCACAUCCAACAACACGUACAACUGCGUCAGGACGAUCAACGCCACACACAACCUUCUCUACUGCGAGUUCAUCACUGGACUUGUUACCUACUAUAAUUUGAGAAUAGAUCCAUUCGAAACGCAAAAUAGGGUAAAGUAUCUGACACAAGCUGAAAGGGACUAUUUCCACAAUCAGCUACAGCAACUCCUUAGCUGCAGAGGACCAUCAUGUAGACGGUUCUCGCAUUCAAAUACAAUGGGUAGCAGCGAAGAAACUGUAAACAGACGAUUUGAUGACCGAUAUGAGGACCAUUUGUAUAGAGGCGACAAUAUUGGAUAUAAUGAAAGAGCAUGGCGCUGGACGGGGCGGCGCGUCCCGCGAGCGAGGGAGCCGCACAGGGAGCUGCACAGGCGCAGGCACAUGUCGCCCCACUAGUCGCUGUACUAUAAAUAUUUUGGAAAAUGACAUGACGAGCAGAUACGUGGACUGCUUAGCUUGUAAAGAGAUUUAUGACAGGCAGUACGGGGCGGGAGCAAUAACGAUAGUUCGAUAUUAUUUACGAAAGGAGUCGCAACGUGGCGUGAACAUUACUUUUUAGACCUGAGAAUUAGGUCUCGAGUGAAACCAAAAAUCCAGUGAAAAAUAUCAAAAUUAGUACGUAAAUAAAUUGUAGAGAUUAUAAGACGAACAGGUCAACUUAAUCUUUGUACGAAAAUUCGAUCAAUCUUAUUGCGAUUAUAUUUAUGUGACUGUCAUACUGUAUUUAUCCUAAUGUACUCUUACUAUACAUCGAAAGUAGUAGGGCUUCCUGUGUAUUCUAUAUUAUAAUGUAUCAUUAUACUAUAUGGCUGUUUCUAUCCUCUAUUUAUUGGAUAAGCAUCUUCUACCCGUAAGAGUAGAUAAAUUAUCACAUUAUGAUAAAUUGAAGUAAAUGUUUCACUGCCUGACACAAGUUUGAUAGUAGUAACUAUACUGUUUUAGAUUUCUUUUUAAGCGAAUACAAAUAGAUUUAAGUGACAAAUCCGAAGAGUCAUUUGGUACAAUAAUUUUUUAUAGGUCUAUCUUUCUAUGAGUCUGUAUACAUCUAGCUUUAAAUAAAUAUUCUGCAAUUUAUUAUUAUCCUUGUAAUAUUAUUGUUAUACUUAGCUUUUUGUGGGAGCUACACAAUAUGUUGUGUUAGUGAUGGCAUGUUUUGAGUAAGAGAAUGAAAGAUGGAUGUAAUAAUUAAAGUUUGUUGUAGAUGUUAUGAUGUAAACUAUGCCUGUAGUACACUUGCUAUUUAUCUAGUAGACAUUAAUGAAAGUGAUAUUAAACUGUUGCCAUUGUGAUGAUAAUGUGUAUUGGUUGUAAUAAUAAAAAUAUUGGAAAACA
This is a messenger RNA of Trichoplusia ni (cabbage looper), 6412 nucleotides long. RefSeq names its product extracellular sulfatase SULF-1 homolog (gene Sulf1). The coding region runs from base 1256 to 5476 and encodes 1406 amino acids. The transcript has 17 exons. Lineage: Eukaryota; Metazoa; Arthropoda; Insecta; Lepidoptera; Noctuidae. The record is from RefSeq and is a predicted model, not a curated record. Gene Ontology annotation, molecular function: glycosaminoglycan binding; N-acetylglucosamine-6-sulfatase activity.